AUGUCUACACAAGUUCCCGCGAGCGACGCCGGCAAGGAGCUGAAGCUCCUGCAUUACAUCUAUGGGCAACCAAAUCUGGAUGAAAUCCGGGGCCAUCCCCAAAAAGUGAUCGAUCUGAUCCAUGAGUUUGAGAAAAACUACCGUUUCAUGAUUAUUGGCGCCGAAAAGGGCAAAUUCAUCACCAAACUUAUCGAUGAACAAAAGCCAAAGACCAUGAUCGAGUUGGGUUGCUAUGUGGGCUACUCUGCGAUCUUGUUCGGCGAUGCGGUCCGUCGAAAUGGUGGUGAACGCUACUUGAGUCUCGAGUUGAACCCAGAGUUUGCCGCAAUUGCCAAUAUGCUCGUCGAGCUAGCUGGAUUGCGUGACUUUGUGCGUAUCAUCGUCGGUCGAAGCGACUUGUCGCUACACAAACUCCUCACCUCGGGCGAGGUGAAAGAAGUGGAACUUCUCUUCCUCGAUCAUUACAAACCGGCGUAUACCACUGACCUCAAGAUUUGUGAGCACUUUGGGGCCAUUGUGCCUGGUUCGGUACUCGCUGCUGACAAUGUCCUUUACCCGGGCAACCCACCAUAUCUGGAAUAUGUCCGCAGCACGGUGGAACAGAAGCGUGAAGCAGCCAAGGCUGGACCUUCUCAGGUUUAUAACACUACCGGGAUUGCCGAACGUGCGGUCCAGUCCUAUGUGGAGAAAGAUGACGUGCCCACUUUCCGAUUUGUCGGGAACCCGAACUUGGUGUAUGAGAGUCAGUUAUGCCAACCCGAGGGAUUGCGGGAUGCUGUUGAAGUCACGAGCAAGAUUUACAAUGUCGGCGUUGUCGGUUACGGCUUUAGCGCAAAGAUCUUCCACAUUCCCUUCGUGAAGGAGGUUCCUGAGCUCAAGCUCUACGCAGUUGUCCAGCGCACCCCGAAGCAGGAUGAUGAUGCCGAGAAGGACCACCCCGGCGUGAAGUCGUUCCGUACCACUGAGGAGAUGGUCCAGGACCCCGCAAUCGACGUGGUGAUCAUCACUACUGCCCCCGAUUCUCACUUCGCGCUGUCUAAGCUGGCGCUGGAGGCUGGCAAGCACGUCGUCUGCGAGAAGCCCUUCACCCCCACCACCCAGGAAGCCGAUGAACUCGUCGCCAUUGCGAAGAAGAACAACAAGCAGCUUGCCGUGUUCCAGAACCGCCGCUGGGAUGCCGACUUCGUGACCCUCUCCAAGCUCGUCAAGAAUGGCUCACUCGGCCGCAUCUCCGAAUUCGAGACCCACUUCGACCGCCACCGUCCCGAGGAGCCGGCCUCCGACUCUCACAAGUGGAAGAACAAGGUCAUCCCUGGUGGCUCAGCGAUCUAUGACCUUGGAACCCACCUUCUGGACCAGGUCGUGCACCUGCUCGGUCUCCCCGCGCGGGUGACCGGUUUCAUUGGCUCCGCCCGGGAGGCCAACUCAUCUUCUUACGAAGACUCCUUCACUGUUCUGCUGCAUUAUGCUAACGGCACAUUGGCCACUGCCAAGGCGACCGUGGUCAGCCCCGAGGAUGAGCAGCUGCGCUUCUGGGUGCGGGGUGACAAGGGUAGCUUCAAGAAGUACCACCUUGAUAUCCAAGAAGAUCAACUCAAGGCCGGCAUCAUGCCCCAAGAUAAGGGCUAUGGCCGUGAGCCCCGUGAGCGUUACGGUGCUCUGACUACUAUCAAGGACGGCAAGCCCGUCAAGGAAGUGGUCCCCACCGUGGAGCCCCCCACCUACACUGAGUACUACCGCAAGCUUGUCCGCGCUCUUAACGGCGAGGGUGAUCUCCCUGCCAGUGGCGCGGAGGCCCGCGAGGUCAUUCGUUUGAUCGAGUUGGCUCGUGAGAGUUCCCGCACUGGACGUACUUUGGACGUAUCUCCAAUCAUGUCCGCUCUCAAAGCAGUUGACUGGAUUUUCCCCGUCACAAUACUUAUGAUGGACGUCAAAUCGCUACCAGAUUUCCGAUUCUUCCCAUAUCCAGUCGAAUCUAAAGAACUGCUACCACCAGAUGACCCAAUUACCCUCAACAUUUCGUCGUCAUGGACUUACUGCGGGCCCCUCUUGACCCUUGAAUCAUGUAAACUGCCAUCCUCCUUCAAUACAUGGGCAGAAUCCACCAUCAACGGCUCAAUAAUGCCCUCAUUGUUCUCCUUCCUGACAUACGUCCACGAUUUCCUGACCAGAAACAACCAAUCCCACUACUGGCUCACAAUCAGAGCAAGUAAAGGCUCAGACGAAUUCGACAUCCCACGCUGGCACACAGACGAUUUAUUCUUCUCUCCACUCAGGCCACCAAUAAACCAUAGACGUGAAUCCCUCUUCUCACCAAUCACUAACCUACUCAAAUCCACCUGGACAAGACCAACAACAAACCAAGACCUCUCGACCCCAAUCCUAACCUCCAAACUUCAAACCAAGCAUCAUGAACAUCACCCAGCACUCACACCUACACCCCCAACCGCCCAAAUCCCCUCUACAAGUCCGACCCCAACAAACUGGAAACUCACAACAACCCUCCUAGGCCCAGGAACCCUAUUCAUUCCACCGGCAACAAACCACCUAGCCCGCGCCACGCAGCAAGCGGCCAAAACCGCUGCCCGCACCGCACACCCAAACCAUAUCUGCGUCUCUGUGCGCUGUGUCGGGUGCGCCAUGGCGGCAGAGUCGGUGCGAGAACGGCUGGCCGUUGAGCUAGGCGCACAUGGGACUGUGCAGGCGUCAGCGGGGGAGUGUGUUUUCUUCCGGGUUGGCGAGGACGAGGGCGCGGUGCAUUCUGAGCCGCGAUCCCAUGGGGAUCGGGUUUUUGUUAAUGUUAUUCCUGGUCAUGAGGCGGAUCUUAGGGCGCUUAUGGCGAAGUGGGGGAUGGAGUAUCCGCGGGCUUGUAAAACCUACCAGAGCCUAGAGCAUAUCUGCCAUUCACAGCAGAAUUCCAGCAUGGCGUCAUCUCCACAUGGGCCCGUGACGCUAUCCCACCCGACGACCUGGAAUUUUGACAUCGAUCGGUAUGUGAAUCCGUUCGUGCCAGCACCACGAUGGCAUCUCAUACCAAAGCCUUUCGCCUAUAUGCUGGGAUAUCGGGAGAGACCACCCAAGCCAAUAGGCAACAUCGUGAUCGCGUUGUGGUCGUUGGUUGGAGCGUUUUGUGGGGUGGCUUUGGUGGCAUCUGUUUCGAAACGGGUACCUUCUUUUGAAGCGCGUGAUGCAACAGUUAUUGUUGGCAGUUUUGGUGCGGCGGCAGUUAUUGAAUUCGGUGCGAUCGACUCGCCCUUCGCACAACCACGCAAUGCUGUCCUGAGCCAGGUCAUCGCCUGCUUUUUCGGCGUUGGGAUAUCGAAGUUGUUCGCCUUGGACCCUCGUGCUGAAUCGUAUACUGAGCUUGGGGGUGCUCUGGCUUGCGCUCUUACCACGGCUGUCAUGAUUCUCACCAAAACUACACACCCGCCCGCGGGUGCAACUGCUCUUCUGGCUGUGACACACUCUCAAACUGUUGCUUUGGGCUGGUUUUUGUUCCCGGUCAUGUUGCUUGGAGUCACACUUAUGCAGGCUGCGGCCGUGGUCAUCAACAAUAUCCAGCGUCGGUAUCCGCUGUACUGGUGGACAUCACAUCCUCUUUCACGGUCUCGAGGGGAUGUUGAAAAGGCGAUUCAAAAGGAAACAACUAGUGUCACUAGUCAUUAUGAGGAUAGUCUGACUGAUGUUCCUCGACGGUUGGUUGUAGAACAUGGUGAUAUUUUGGUGCCUGAUGGGAUAUUGCUUUCUGCCGAGGAGCACGAAGUAUUGCUGAAGAUUAGUGAAAGACUUUGA
Molecule: messenger RNA, 3792 nt
Organism: Penicillium expansum
Lineage: Eukaryota; Fungi; Ascomycota; Eurotiomycetes; Eurotiales; Aspergillaceae
Product: O-methyltransferase, family 3
Exons: 12
Coding region: 1-3792 (1263 amino acids)
Molecular function (GO): O-methyltransferase activity; nucleotide binding
Source: RefSeq, a predicted model, not a curated record